This is a messenger RNA of Aspergillus uvarum CBS 121591, 2081 nucleotides long. RefSeq lists its product as uncharacterized. The transcript has a single exon. Lineage: Eukaryota; Fungi; Ascomycota; Eurotiomycetes; Eurotiales; Aspergillaceae. The coding region runs from base 84 to 1820 and encodes 578 amino acids. The record is from RefSeq and is a predicted model, not a curated record.
AUACCCGAUAGUCCCGUUUCCUCGCAUAGCAUUCAAUUACUAUCAGAAAUAUCCAGGAUAAUACCCUUCUUUAGGUCGCCAAUAUGUCCGGAUCAAGCGCGUCACUUCGAAGCAGUCAGUCGGAUUAUUCUCACGACUCUUCUGAUUCGCUCCCGCCGAAUCCCCCAAUGCUCCGCCAGAAGCCUUCGAACUUGCCCCGCCGGACCCCUCGACUAUCCCAGCAACCACCGACGAAACCCGGUCUAUCACAGACCCGACGACUCUCGAACCGCCUGGAUUCCGUCAGACGUCGUGUUUCGAGUGUACAAGAACACCACCAGGCACACUCGGAGAAUACCGGUCAAAGCAGCCCACCCCAACAUUCACGACCCAACGAGCAGGACAGGCAUCACGACGAGGGGUUGCAGGCCGGGACAGAAGGACCCAGUUUCGAUGGCCUGAUAAGAUGCCUCCCGGACAAAUGGAAUGAGGUUCAGGCCUCGAGGCGCGAGGAUGGGCAGAAGAUCGCUUCCUUACAACAGGUGCUGCAAGAGGAGCGGGAAAGAAACCGGGAGCUCCAAGCGCGGUUGGCCGAAUGCGAGGAUUCCACAGCGCGGGAACGGCAAGCACGUCGAGAAGAGACUAAAGCCCUUCAAGAUCAGAUCGUCCAGCUUGAAAACAAGUUGGGGAACGCGGUGAGGACCUUGACGGAGGCCGAGAUCAAAGGGGCGAGGCUCCAAAAGAAAGCAGAUCUGCUGCAAGUCCAGGUGACUAAGCAGAACGACCUGCUUUCCACAUAUGACGCCCUGAGGUCUAAACAUAACGUCCUGAGUUCCAAAUAUGACGAAUUGCUUUCUAAACAUAACGAUCUGCAAAAGGACUUCGCCGAGAUUAAGGAAUGGGAAACCUCGGCGACGAAUGCAGCCAAUGAGGAGAGAGAAACAAGCGCAGAACUUCAGACACUGAACAAUAGCUUGGAAGAAGGCUUGCGAGUUGCAAGAGCAAGAAUCGAAACAUUGACCGAAGAGAAGGCGGAACUUGCGCAAAACAAGGAAAUGACCACUUUGCUUGCGAACAAUUUCCACGUACUGAAAGCACAGAUCGCCAGCUUACAGCAGAUAACCGAGACCAUCGGCAAUCCGCGAGUUUCUGUCGUUGAAAACAAGAUUGAACGUGAAGUCCAGGCUAAUGAAGCGUUUCGCGCGUUUGCGACCUCGCGUCUUCAAUCCAUGAAUGAGAGGACUGAGACAUUGGCGGCUUAUCCUGAAGAAAAAAUCCUGCCGAUCUUGAAGGGAAUCCAGAACGGCACGAGCUCAAAUCGUGAGAGGUUGCAAGAGCUUGCUUCUGCGCUGGACCGAAGAAUCCAAGAUGACUUGGCCAACAGCCUUUGCCAGCGCUUCGACUCGAUCUUCGAAUGCCGUUUUGGAUCACUGGAAUCUAAGAUGAAUGAUAGGAAUGACAGCGAUCAGGUACUAAUUGCAGUGAAUAAACUUGUAGACGCGCUCGAUAGAUUGCGUUCUUUGUCGACGGUGGAGAGGGUCGAGGCUUUGGAGAGACAAGUGUCAAGUCUUGAGGACAAAUCGUCUCAGCGAGAGAUGGAGGCCACCCAUUCCCCAUCCGACACUGCAGCCUGCCUGUGGGUCAGUAUCCCUGGGAGCGACAAGUCGACCAUCCUGAAAAUUCUUGCCCAGUGUCAGCAAGCCGCGGCAGGUGACAUCGAUUCCCCUGUGGUCGCGGAGACAGGAGAGCUCCCCAGCCCCGAGAUCCGAUCAAGUGCGCCGCAACGCGAAGUGUCCGGCAAAGCAGCCCAGCUAUCCUGGCGACGACGUGGCAAAGUGUAAGUUCAAUGGGCACCACUUCAUGUUUUCGGGAAAGAUACUGAGUUAAAAUAUCCCUAGCUUUGUCAGGGGAAAUGGUCAAUGGAAUGAGUUGAGCCUGGAGUCUCUCGGCAAGGUUACCGAGCUGAUUUGCAAAGCUCUAGCUUUGUGAUUCUAGAAUGGCCUGCGCAUACAGAGAUAAUGGAUACUUUACUGACUGUAUUAGUUUGAAUUGUGCUUUCUACAAUCAAGACUCAGAUGCUGGUUCGUCUAUCGAUGUAGCCA